This is a messenger RNA of Auanema sp. JU1783, 1662 nucleotides long. NCBI's taxonomy places the organism in Eukaryota, Metazoa, Nematoda, Chromadorea, Rhabditida, Rhabditidae. The record is from the annotation of a GenBank genome assembly.
AUGUCUAGAGGGGCAGAUAAGGAAAGUACAACCGAAGGAAGCUCAUCCUGCAAAGAAGCUUGCUUCGGCAAAAGAGCAAGAAAAUGGGCUUUCCUAUUUAUCAUCGCAUUUCUAGCCAUUCUAACUAUCAAAGAUGUCGUUGAACUAGUUGCUGAAUAUUGUGAUAAUCCGAAGGAAUCAGACAUCAAUAUUGUUUUUAAUGAUUCAAUGAGUAUGCCUAACAUAACAUUCUGCAUGUCGAGAGCUCAAGCAUGGAGUCAUUUCAAGAUCAACGCUAGUGCUCCAGCUGAUGAAUGGGACUUGAUAGUAGAUGAAGCUCUUGCUAACAUGACAGACCACGAUUCCUUCUUAACAACUUUAUGGGAUUACCGUUUGGUUAUGGAGGCCUACGAUAUGAUUGCAACUUAUAACAGUUUGGAACGAGAAACAACCGGUCACGGGUCUGCCAGAUCUAUAAAUGUGUUCAGAGCUUCUCCACGAUUAGCCACUAAGCGUGCCACAUUCAAGAAAUGGCAUCAAGUCCUGAACUCUCGUAAGGUCACAUUUGAAGAAUUCACUCAAAAAACAGGAACAGAAGUCUUGAGACGAUCAAUGCAGCGUUUCCAACGACAAACUUUCGAUGAAGAUUUGGUCAUCAAAACAAAGCUCAGAACAUCUUGGAUUUCUCAAAUGCAAAUUUGUUAUCAACCUUGGUUUGAAACUGACUAUGGAAUUAAUGAUCAAGGUAACUUCUUUACAAUGCUUCUCUCCCACAAUCAGGAGAAUCUCGAUGGAGUAGCAUUAGAAUGCAUGAGUGUUGAUUUCCACGGUCGUCCGUCUUCUCUCAACAGAUUCAUGGAGGGUAAAGGAAGAGCUAAGGAUGGUUUUACAGCUGAGUUAUGCGCUGGUCAAAGACACGAAGUGACUGUGGAAGUUCGAGCACUCUACGAUAUGUUGGAAAAUGAUGACGAAGGAACGGCAUGCAAAGAUCAAGAAGAUGGAGAAGAUACAGAAUUUGAUUGCCGUUCCAGAUGUAGAAUGGAAAUGAUAAGAGGAAUGUGUAACUGUACUGCUCUCUCGUUAAGUUACUUAGCAGAUGAUCUAGAUGAUUUUCCUUUAUGCGAUUACACUCAAUGCGAAGUCGAUGUUCAAAGAGGAAACUAUUCUGAUUCCGAGUGUGCUAACAAAUGCCUUCGCGAUUGUCAUCAAAUUCGUUUUGAUAUAGACCAUGAAGUUCAAGGAAAGAUGGUCAGACCUGAUCUUACACUUGUUAAUCUUAAUUGGGGAUCGUUCGAAUAUUUAUCCAUGGAACAGCAAUGGAAAUAUUCUGUUACUGCUUUUAUUGCUGCUCUUGGAGGAUCCAUUGGUAUGUGGCUUGGACUGUCUAUCCUCUCCCUUAUUCAGGGAGGUACUUAUCUCUACACAUGGUGUACAAGAAAAGUUGUCCAAGAAAAGAUUCUGAAGAAACACAGCGCCGUAGGAGCGACAAAGAGAAGGGACAGCAAGACAUCAGAAAUAGCAAACGACAGGAAAGCAAGUAAAAUUUCAAUAGCAGCAAAUCCUUUCGAAAACCCAUUCCCGAUAGGGGAUGAAGAAGAGGAGGAUGCGGAUCGUAGACAUAAAGUCCAACCACUACCUGGAUACAGUCAGAACCCCAACCCCACCAAAAUUCAAGUUGAUUAA